ACAUAGGGCACGAGCAGAAGGCAGGAGGAGGCAGAGCACGUCCAUGUCUUAAAUUCAAAGUAUUUUAAGCCUUCUUUCUCUCUGUCCCGACACCAUGGCUGCUUGCCUGAGGUCCCUGAGGUACGGACUGCCCCCGAGAGUGCCUGGGAGCGGGAAUUCUGUCCGAGGAAGUGCUGAAGGAGGGAGAUUGCUGACCCGGGCCGCUGCAGGAGGGUACCGAGUGCAGGAAAGUGUGCAAAGUGCACCUUGCACACCUCUUCACCAGAGCAGCAAAUCAUGGAAUCUGAUCCAACAGCAGCAGCACUUGGAAGAAGGAUCAUUCUCAUCCCCAGACUUAGCUCUUGGCGAAUCACCAAUCACGAUGUUGGAAGUGUCUGAUUGGUUACAUAAAUUACAGGCCGAACCGGUGGGCCUGGACGUGACCAGUGUAUUUCGAUACAGCAAUGCAGUUGGAGAACAUUUCCAUUCGUUUGACCCCUUAGGUGUUGGCAUCAGUCCUGUUUCUCAAAGUGUAGAUGAAAUUCAGAUGAAUAUAUGUACUGCAGUAGUUUGCCACGAUGACAACACCAGCGUAAGAACGUUCCAGCUCCCUCCAAAUGCUCUCUGGUACCCUCUAGGAUCCAAGCAAGAAGGAGAUAAAGUAGUUUGCUCAUUGAAAUACAGUCCAUUAGAAGAUAAAGUUUUUGAGGAAUUAUCUCCAUCGAUGCAUUAUUUCGAUCGAGAAGUCCCAUUACAAGUUGUGGACACUUCGCCAACACCUGUGCAGCUCCAAAAAACUGCAAAAGAAGAUACUCUGUUUGUUAGUGACAUGACUCAAGAAAAUACUGUCUACUGCACUGACAGGAGUCCCAGUCAGUCAGACUCUAAGAUGAUGGAUCCUUCAGGAAAGCCAAGCAUGGAGCAGCUCACAAAUAUUUUUGAUGUUCUUGGUGAAACGUUGCCAAAAUUGUUUAUCCAACCAAUGGACUACAAAAUAUAUUCUCAAGACAUUGUUUUUGAGAACCGAAUCAGAGGGACUGUCACCACAGGUUUGAUGGCUUAUGUGAAACAAGUUGCACUUCUUCGAACAGUUGGCCAUUUGAAGUUCGCUUUUGUCAAGUUUGAAAUCCUGAAGAUGACUAAGCAUCCUGAGGAUGGAACAGUCAGAGUGCGUUGGAGAAUAAAAGGGCUCUCUGGGUUAAAGGCUAUGCUACAGUUUUGGAAGAUCAAGUUGUGGAACUGGAAAGGCGUCGUUGAUCAGAUGGAAAAUUGGUACGAUGGCUUCUCCACUUUUUACGUUGGUGGAGAUGGUCUCGUUCACAAACAUGUUGCUGACAGUAUGAUGCCAGAUGAAGAGCAGUUAGUGCAGAAAGGUCCGUUAGCUGCCAAGAUGGCGCUCCUACUUGGCCUCACGCACCGACCAAAUUUAGGGGAUGCAAACAGCAUGAUGCCCUUUGAUCUUACAUCAGUUUCUUCGGCACACAAGGAAGAGGAGGCAGAUAGUUAUUUACAGUUAAUGCUACCUCUGGAGAAGAUAUACUAAACAUGGAAAAUUAGACUUUAUAUAUGUAUAACUGUGUGUGUGUGUGUGUGUGUGUGUGUGUGUGUGUGUGUGUGUGUGUGUGUGUGUGUGUGUGUGUGUGUGUGUGUGUGUGUGUGUGUGUGUGUGUGUGUGCGCGCGUGUGUGCGCGUGUCUGCGUGCUUGCGUGCAUGCGCACUGUAUGUAUGUAUGUAUACAUACGUAUGCAUACAUUCACUUAUGUAUACAAAUAUAUAUAUUUAAUGUGUAUGUUUGUAUAUUAUUAUUAUUAUUAUUAUUUUUUUUUCAACUUUUGUAUAUAAAAAGGAAAUGAUAGUUGCAUCAAUAACCAUUCUUCUUAUCGCUUAAUUUUUUUCAUUCUCUCUUUCUUCAUUUCAUAAGAGUUAAAAACUAUAUACCACAUUGUUCACAUGUUAUUCUGUUACAAGGAAAAAGGAGCUGGAUUGUCUGUAGUAACAGCAAUAUACGUUGAGUAAGUGACGAUGGUUCUUAUUUUGCUGACCAAUAUCAGAUGGAGUCGUGAUGAGUGUGACCAACUGGAGAAUGUAACGAGGACAGUUAAGACCAGCUGGUGCCCGCUAGGUGUAUCAAAGACACCAGAUGGUGUUGUGGGAUGCGCACAGCCUUAGAGCUUCUUCAACGGGCAAAUCAUUUGAAGCACAAAUAAUGCAAGUUGGCAUCUAUAAAGAUAUUAAGCCCUUUCUGUUAAUGAGGGUUUGAUAUAUAUUUAGUGGCUACAUCCAUAGAACUUGAUCUGUGUGGUUCCUAUCUUCCUCCAGUGUUUGAGUCACAUGGUUUUUCUGUUUAGUGAUUAACCAGCCCUUUAAGAGAAGUGUUUAUUUUUAAUUUUUUUACUUUGUCAUGUUUUAUUUAUUUUUUAUUUAUUUAUUUAUUUAUUUUGCUUUUUUCAUGUAAUUUGGUUUUAAUUUUCAUUUUGGUUUGACUUCAUUUUACUGUUAUUAUUUCAUUGCAAAAUUUAAAUCUUAAAUCUGGAGUUCUCUGAUUGUUGACUGCUGAUCUUUCUUUUCCAGCCCUAAAAUGAUUAAUUAUUAUUAUUAUUAUUAUUAUUAUUAUUAUUAUUAUUAUUAUUAUUAUUAUUAUUAUUAUUAUUAUUAUUACUACUACUACUAUCAUUUAUCAUUAUCAUAAUAAUAAUAAUAGUAAUAAUAAUAAUAAUAAUAAUAAUAAUAAUAAUAAUAAUAAUAAUAAUAAUAAUAAUAAUAAUGAUAAUAAUAAUAAAUCAUUUUAAGGCUGGAAAAGUCAACAAUCAGAGAACUCCAGAUUUAAGAUUUAAAUUUUGUAAUGACGCUGUUUUCAUGAUAAUAUGAAAGGGAGAGUACUGUGAGUUCAUAGCUUGUUCUUAUGUUGUUACAGGAAAUAGCGUUUAUGAUCAUGUGUUUAAUUCUUUAUUAAUAUAUAUAUAUUUUGUUUUUUUAUUAUUUUUUACUACUGGGGAAAUGCUGGCCAUGCAGCCAUAACAGUGAAAUGAACCUUGACCAUGUGUAGAAGUAUACAUAUUUAAAACAUACUAAGUGGAUGACACGCUUAUUAUAUCCAUUACUUUUUUGUACAGUUGGCAGUUUUAGAGUGGAGUAAGAGAAAUAUAGGAAUGAAACUAUACAUAUUUUUUUGUCUUUAUAUGUGUAUUAUAAUUUAUUUCUUUUGUGACAGCUUCAGUAUUUGCCAGUGUCCUUGCUUAUCAUUUUAUGGACAAACAAAACUCAAAUGAAGAGAAAGAGCAAUGUAAUGAGAAAUGCAUACAUGCAAGAGCUAUAGAGCAGUAAAUACAACUCCAUUUGUAAUUUAAUUUCCACCAGAAAAUUGACAUUGCUACCUUACAGGUGGGAAAUGUCUGUAUUUCUGACUGUAACCGAAUGCUACAUUCCUAACACUACAACUUCUGUUUCCUUGCCUAUAGUUAUAUCGCAUCAGACAGCCAACAUAGUGUCUUAGAAGGGUGUUCAGGAUUGCUUAACUCAAUUGACCUUUACAGGUGACUGUUGAUAUUGAUAAUAAUGCCCCUCCACAUGUGUCAUUUUAACAUGCUGUGACUAUAAUUACACUUUGUAGUAUUGACCAAGAAAAAUGGCAACUCUUCAGGUGCUGCUUAACCUUUUGUCAUUGGAUGAGAGGUUUUGAUUGUUUGUGUGACGUAUUAUACUUUCUUAAAAAAAAAAAGAAUAGUAAUGGCUGUGAUCAGAGUUGCAAAGGGUGGACAAAGAUUAAGUACUCAUAUUGUUUGGCACCCAGCUCUUCCUGUCUUUGUCAAUAAAAUAUGAAUAUUAACAGUAGAGUAGGAAUCCAAUUGCAGUCCUUACCAAUAUAGAACUGUUAUUACUUCAGUUAUUUCUUUGCUUGUUGUGUAUAACUGUAGCAGCUAGUAAAGGUAUAAGACUUUUAACAAAAAAAGCAGUUGAUGUAAAUGUAUGAUAUUGUGAGUUGCAGGAAUUCUGAAAACAUUGAUAGUGUCCCUUGUUGAUUUUGUGUGUAUAAAGUGUAUAUACUUAUUGAAAAUCAGAUUUAUUUAAUAUUUUAUGUAUAUAUUUAAUGAGUUGUACAUAAAUUAAGGUGUAAUAAAAAGUUAUUGACAUUUAA
Molecule: messenger RNA, 4114 nt
Organism: Penaeus monodon (black tiger shrimp)
Lineage: Eukaryota; Metazoa; Arthropoda; Malacostraca; Decapoda; Penaeidae
Exons: 8
Coding region: 95-1522 (475 amino acids)
Source: RefSeq, a predicted model, not a curated record